UCUCUGAUUCCAUGUUCUCACGGAGUUUGGGGGUGGGGGAAGGCUUAGGGAGGAAAAGGUCUUGUCUGCUCCAGAGGCCCCUUUGACUUGCUGAGUCACUUGCUCCUGUCCCACCUGUCCCUGUCAAUCUCUGGGAAGGAGAAAUGACACUGGAGAGGCAGAGAGGAGUGACCGCAGAGGCAGAGGGGUGGGCGGGCUGGCCCAUGGCUGAGACCUCGCUCCCAGAGCUGGUGGGAGAGGACAAAGCCACGCCUUGCCCCAGCAUCCUGGAGCUGGAGGAGCUCCUGAGGGCGGGGAAGUCUUCUUGCAGCCGCGUGGAUGAAGUUUGGCCCAACCUUUUCAUAGGAGAUGCGGCCACAGCAAACAACCGAUUUGAGCUGUGGAAGCUGGGCAUCACCCACGUGCUGAACGCCGCCCACGGGGGCCUCUACUGUCAGGGCGGCCCUGACUUCUACGGCAGCAGUGUGAGCUACCUGGGGGUGCCAGCCCACGACCUCCCUGAUUUUGACAUCAGUGCCUACUUCUCCUCCGCGGCUGACUUCAUCCACCGUGCCCUCAACACGCCUGGGGCCAAGGUCCUGGUGCACUGUGUGGUGGGCGUGAGCCGCUCCGCCACGCUAGUCCUGGCCUACCUCAUGCUGCACCAGCGGCUGUCCCUGCGCCAGGCGGUGAUCACUGUGAGGCAGCACCGAUGGGUCUUCCCCAACCGAGGCUUCCUGCACCAGCUCUGCAGGCUGGACCAGCAACUGCGGGGUGCCGGCCAGAGCUGA
This is a messenger RNA of Chlorocebus sabaeus (green monkey), 770 nucleotides long. RefSeq names its product dual specificity phosphatase 13A (gene DUSP13A). The record is from RefSeq and is a predicted model, not a curated record. Gene Ontology annotation, cellular component: cytoplasm. Gene Ontology annotation, biological process: negative regulation of MAPK cascade; protein dephosphorylation. Gene Ontology annotation, molecular function: protein tyrosine/serine/threonine phosphatase activity; MAP kinase phosphatase activity. Lineage: Eukaryota; Metazoa; Chordata; Mammalia; Primates; Cercopithecidae.